UGUUAGGUGAUGCAUCAUUUUACAGUUAUCAGGCUCAGCUAGCUGUUGCUUACUUGAAGACGCUCAGCAGAUUUUUUUCAAGCAAAUCCCAAGUAUGCGGAGAACCAGGACUUUCAAACGUAAUACAACAGAAAUGCGUCAAUAGCACUUUAGUGCUGGAGUCUUUGAACAUGGACCAGUCCACUGUCUCAAAGCAGUCACAUAGGAGCUCAUCUGCUUCCUCAGACCAGCACUGCACGAAUUUCUGUACUGGAUCCUCCCAUUUGUUUGUAUGCAGGGAGGAGGAGCCCAGCCUGGUGGUCUGAUUUCCCAAAGACAAGAAUGAAGCCUAACAGAAAUAAGAUGUGAACAAUGAUGCAGAUGAUUUAGCUGGGGUUAUAAAGCAUCCAUCAAACCUGGUAUCUAUCAGUAGCCUCAGCAGUAACAUGCCACUGCAGCAGAUCUCAGUCGUCCCAGCAAGGGAAACCUCUAGUAAUGGAAGAAGCUCAACAGGCAGAAACAAAGAGAAGAACAAGGAUAUGGAGAAUGACAAGUCUCCAGGACGCUCAACAAGUCGAUCAAGUAACAUAUCAAAGGCAAGUAGUCCUACAACUGGAACAGCUCCCUGGAGCCAAUCACGCACAUCUGUCAGUCCUUCUACUCAGGACAUUUGCAGGAUUUGCCACUGUGAAGGAGAUGAUGACAGUCCACUCAUCACGCCUUGCCGUUGCACAGGGACGCUGCGUUUCGUACACCAGGCCUGCCUGCACCAGUGGAUCAAGAGCUCUGAUACGCGCUGCUGUGAACUCUGUAAAUACGAUUUCAUAAUGGAGACAAAACUCAAACCGCUGCGUAAGUGGGAAAAACUGCAAAUGUCAACAAGUGAAAGGAGGAAAAUUGUCUGCUCUGUCACCUUCCACAUUGUUGCGAUCACAUGUGUAGUGUGGUCCUUGUACGUUCUGAUAGACCGAACAGCAGAGGAGAUCAAACAGGGUAAUGACAAUGGUGUUCUAGAAUGGCCCUUUUGGACAAAAUUGGUGGUUGUUGCCAUUGGAUUUACAGGAGGCCUUGUCUUCAUGUAUGUACAGUGUAAAGUCUACUUUCAGCUAUGGCGAAGACUAAAAGCAUACAACAGGGUUAUCUUUGUACAGAACUGCCCAGACAUUGGCAAGAAGAUUGAUGACAGGAACACUUUAAAUAGUCAGAACUCUGACAACAGAGACAGUGUUACUGUGCCAGUGUCACAAACAGAAACAACCUUACAGAGAGCACCGGAGGUGCAGGUUGGUAUUCCUGAAGUUGCACCUGUGUGAUAUGUGUUUCUGAAGUUCAUUUGAAGAACUGCACAUGUUCUUGGAAAUCACUUGCUUUCACAAGUAUCAAAUGGUCAGGACUAACAACUGAGCAGUCCUCUUCAGAACCUAACCAGAAGUGCAUAUAAAACAGACAUGGUCAGCAGAAAACCAACAUGUUGCUCUCUGUGGAAGUGAACUAAUUAGUGGUGUGUUCAUUGGUGUUGGACAUGGUACACAUGGUACACAAAGAAUGUGUGCAAUGUCCUAAUUAGGAUUUUGUAGAGGAGAAGCACUUUUAAUUUUAUGGCUUUUAUGAUAAAACAUUUUGCUAUAGUUAGGCUCUGUUUUUAAAUGUUAAUCUCGGAAAACCAGUCUUUCAACGUGUUAUAGUUGCGACUUAACAGUCUAUACGUUUAACCUAAACAGAGUAAAUUUUCCAAUGAAAUGUGUUGCACAGAAUACAUUAUUGAGCUGAUAAAGAAGAGAUAAACUGGUAUUUCUUGUACAUUUUUAACACACCAGUAUCACCUUGGCUUAAGUCAGCAUUGAAUGUGCUGAACCCUUGAAGAAACACCCAUGUUAAAAUUAUAGAUCAUUUAGGUUUUUUUUUACUUUUAACCAUACAAAUAUUAAAUGUUAUAAUGGUCUGACAAUGUGCUAGUUGUGGGGUCUGAGUCCAAACCAGAAAAACAAUCAAAAUCCUCCAUUAGGAAAUACAACAAUUUAACAAUGUUGGGUUUACUAAGGUCCCAAGAAACUCAUGUAGACUCAUCUCUUUUAUGCAAGAUGGACGUGAUUAUAUAUAUUUAAAGGAAGCCAGACUUUAAUCAGCAUAAUGCUUAUCAUGUGUCACCACGAUAAACCAUCAAUGCUAGCAGUUGAAGAGCCAAGAGAUGUGCCCUCCAUUAAUAGGCAGCUAUUGCAAUGAACCAACUCUUCCAACAACUCUGGGAGAUAAGCAGGGCAGGGUUAUAUUGCCCUAUAGUUCUAAAAUGGAUACCAUAAUGUGGAACUUCCCAGGGGAUUCAGAAUAUGCAAGGCUUAUGGUUGACCUCAAAUAAAUCACUAAAGUGUUCAUUUUAGUAAAGUGCAUUUUGAUGCUAGUUGUUUCAUUUGUCAGUCACAUUAACCCUUUAUAGACUGCAAAUUCAUAGAUUUGUCCCCAGACCCUGGAUUUUCAAACAGUUACCUGUGCAUCACCAAGGAGUUUGUUUGAUCUAUAUUGUAUCUGGAUUGAGCAUCUGUAGUAAAUGAGAGUUUAUAUUUCAUCGACUUGCCUAACCUAUUUGAUGUUGGAAGGGACAUAAAAUGUAUUAUUACAAAAAUCAAAGUUUUCCCCAUCAUUUAGAGGAUGUACUUUCAAAGGAAAUGAUGGGCUUUAUGAAAUUGAACAGAAAUACAGAAUAUUGGCUGCCACUCUUUACAUAAUUAUAUUCCAAUGUUUCAAACUUUAUAACAACUCUGCUUAAUCCCUUUGCUGUAAGGAGAAAAUAUUUAGGUGCAAAAAAGAAACAAAUGUAUAUCCCAGAGCUCAUCCAAUAAUAUUAUAGAAUUAAAACAACAGAAGUCUUGUAAAUAUCUUAACGCUUUUUGCACUGAUAAAUCAUAGACAGCUUUUCUUCUCCUCAGUACAGUUUCCUCAAGUAUAGUCUUAGAUUAAGACCUCACAACUAAUUUGUCACUCUGCUUAAAGUCAAAUAUUUUGCGAUAUCUCUUUCACUCUUUAUUAAAUGACAAGUUCACAACAAAAGCUAAAAACUGGUAUAAGCAGCAACAAUUUGUUAUGGGCAAAUCAUGCACUUAACUAGGGAUAGGUUGCAUUAGUGAAAUCAUGCUUUUCUAGAAAUUUUGCAGGGUUUCUUCCUAUGUUAUUCGUGCCAACUUCAGACAAGCACCAAAUGACAACUAUUUACAAAAAGGCCCAUUCUGCCCUUACCAGUGUAAAUCAGAGAUCUAGGGUGCAACCUGUGACCAUCAUCGAACACCAUGUCUAUUGCAUGUGUCACUACUUAAAGGGACACUUGGCUGAUAUCCCGAGACUUGAGUAGAUAGCUUCUUAAAUGACUGCAGGCUGCUUAAGCACCUCACAAAGACCACAGACUGUGCUGCAACUAAUAAUGACCACAUUCUCCAGCAUU
Molecule: messenger RNA, 3412 nt
Organism: Pristis pectinata (smalltooth sawfish)
Lineage: Eukaryota; Metazoa; Chordata; Chondrichthyes; Rhinopristiformes; Pristidae
Gene: marchf1
Product: membrane-associated ring finger (C3HC4) 1
Exons: 8
Coding region: 426-1292 (288 amino acids)
Biological process (GO): protein polyubiquitination; antigen processing and presentation of peptide antigen via MHC class II; immune response
Cellular component (GO): early endosome membrane; lysosome; late endosome membrane
Molecular function (GO): ubiquitin protein ligase activity; zinc ion binding; MHC protein binding
Source: RefSeq, a predicted model, not a curated record